Molecule: messenger RNA, 670 nt
Organism: Zychaea mexicana
Lineage: Eukaryota; Fungi; Mucoromycota; Mucoromycetes; Mucorales; Lichtheimiaceae
Exons: 1
Coding region: 150-644 (164 amino acids)
Source: RefSeq, a predicted model, not a curated record
CCAUAAUUGGCAAUAACAAAGCAAAAUCUAUUCCCUUACUUUCUCCUUUUAUACCAUCAAACCAUAUAAACAACAUACUCUCCCGCACACACCAACCCACCACCAGCCCUACAACGCUACUUUAGCAGCGAUCAGCUACAACCAAUGCAAUGCCGCCUAACAACGAUUCCCAGUCGACUCAUCUGCUGACGACCCACGAACUCGACGCUCUCAGCAAACUUUUUGACGUGAAGAAAAAGCAACUCGUCUGCAACAACGCCCAAUGCUCCACUUCGGCUAUCUGCCGUCACGGUACUACCAAAAAUACCUCGCCGCCCCAACCUCAAUUUCGUUGCACCAACUGUACCACUGUGUACACUGCUCACCAGAUGCAACAGCUCCUCAGUCACCUCAACGUUCCGCCACAGCACCAUACAGGUACCAUAACCCCCACAUUGCCCCCUCACGAUGCAAACAUGAACCUUGAAGCUACCACCCAACCCUUCACAGACUUUAUAACCCAUGUUAUGAAUGAGCUGAAGACACAGCGCGAACGCCUUGACCAACACGACAUGAUGUAUGCCGAGAUACAGCACCUCAAAGCAGACCUACAAACAGCCAAUGACCACAUCGUUGAUCUCGAGGACACCAACCGCCAACGCUGACAGCAACUUGCACACCAACAAAUGGG